Messenger RNA from Saprolegnia diclina VS20, 551 nucleotides. RefSeq lists its product as hypothetical. The record is from RefSeq and is a predicted model, not a curated record. Lineage: Eukaryota; Oomycota; Saprolegniomycetes; Saprolegniales; Saprolegniaceae. Bases 136 to 513 code for a protein of 125 amino acids. The transcript is spliced from 2 exons.
UGGCAUCGGUCUUGGCAACGUCAAUAUGCACGGGUGCACGAUCGCCAAGGUGUUUGCUGUGUGCGCUUGGCUAAACCGCCACGACCUUUCAAGAUCGCCCGAACCCCGUGUCUCUUGCCAGAGCGGUUUGGGACGAUGAGCUUUCUAAUGGCACCGCCGAGCGACGACGAGUGCAAAGAAGACGACAGCGAGCUCUACUACUGGGAUUCGUCCGAGGACGCGCGCCUGACGACCAAGGCGUGGCACUGGACGUACUGGUCGGGCAAGAAGGUUUACGAAGGCAUGGAGUUUGGCGGUGAAGUCAUCGCUACGUUCCUCGGCCUCACGCGCUCCAAGUACGACUGGAUCCUCGAGUCGAGAGAGCGCGACGAGCAGGAGAAGGCGCUUCGGCAGCUCGAAGCACGCCAGCGCAAGAAGCUCCGGCUGCAAGCGCUCCUCGAGGACGAGAAGCGAAAACUUGCCGCCUUGGAGUACGGUGAGCUCCAAACCGAGACGAGCAGUAUUUUGCUCUAGUCUAGUAUCAACUUGAAUCUAUGUGCUGGUUCCACGCA